Molecule: messenger RNA, 1450 nt
Organism: Engraulis encrasicolus (European anchovy)
Lineage: Eukaryota; Metazoa; Chordata; Actinopteri; Clupeiformes; Engraulidae
Product: DNA damage-inducible transcript 4-like protein-like
Exons: 2
Coding region: 139-753 (204 amino acids)
Biological process (GO): negative regulation of signal transduction
Cellular component (GO): cytoplasm
Source: RefSeq, a predicted model, not a curated record
GCUGAUGCAACAUUGCACGGGCAUAUAAACACGGCCGACGCGGCUCUCAACUGCGUUCAUUCUACACUCACAAGCAAUGGAUGAAAUACUACAACCUAAAACCAAGGUAGCUGGAGUAGCGGAGAAUUACAAAGAAGAAUGGUCUAUACACCCGCUCUUGUGCUGGGACCAGGGAUGUCCGGUGAAGAGGAGACAGUUGGAGACUUUUUAAGAAAGUUUGUCCAGCGAUUCGUCGCGGAUGAAAACGCCGGGCAGCAAACCGGCCGUGGACUCAAGAAAGCAAUGAGCUCCUCGAGUCUAGGAUCAGACUGCAGUUUCGAGGAGGAAGGGGAAGAGCGAAGACUCCAACUUGACCUGAUCCGUCGAAUUGAGAGCUGUUUGUCCUGUGCCAAGACAGCCAGUCUCAGGUGUCGUCAGCUGUUACUUCCCCGGCGAAUGAUCCCUUCCAUCGCACAAGACAUCCUCGCCGCUUCCAGCGACGAACCGUGCGGGCUCCGUGGCGCACUAAUCCAUGUGUUCCUUGAGGCCAAAGGCACUCUUCAGAAAGUUGGCACCGUCAUCCCUGCCGAUAGCCUCACGCCGACAUUUGAGCUUUCUGUUGUUCUCAGACCAGACCAGGAGGGAUGGCCACCUCUCAGGAACCUAUUCGGGACCAACAACGUUAUGCGCCUCCGACCAGACUACCGACUCGUCAAGCAGAAACUCUACUCCUCUGCUAGUCCCAUCAUUCAAGAGCACAGCUCUUGGUUCUAGACGUUUAAGACGUUCUAGACGUUUUGGUUCUUCUCAUUUGUUUAGUGUUCUACGUUUUUAUUCUUUGCACAUUUCUUUGUAGGCUACGUCACAUUAUUGCACACACCUUACUUUAUUGCACAACCACUGUGGGCCCAAUGAUGAUUGAGAUUAGUUUGUGAUUACAUAGUCUUGUCAUUGUGGAUAGGCUUCUGAAUAUGCCAAUUAAGUACGCAAAAUGGAAUUAAGUUGCAUAUGGAUGGACACUGGAAUGUAUUGAAUGUAGCACUGAUAAGAUGGAACACUAGUAGUCUAUGACAAUCAGCAGGGUCAGUCAGAGCCUAAGUGUAAUUUUUAUUCAACUUUAUUCUAGCUGAUUAGUAAGGACCACAAACACUAUUAGGUCAUGGGCUUUUUCAUUGCAAAACUGGGCCCUACUCCACUAUUGGAAAUGCUAUGUUAAAACGACUGUGAAGAAUGUUUUGUCAUUGACCAUUGGAAAGCAAUGUUUAGUCUGCGCUGUUUUGAGUGUUUCAUUUGAUGGUUUUGCUGUUCUUUUGAAGCUGAUGGCUUAUUAUGUGGUGAGCAAGCUGGUCUUGACCUCACAUGUUUUUGAUAUGUUUUUGUUUUUUGUUACGUCAGAACUCAUGUGAGUGUUCCUUCUGAAAAUUUGUCUUAAAAAAUAAAUAAAUGGAAAUACAAUUCCAGAUGAAUGAAA